Messenger RNA from Rhizophagus irregularis DAOM 181602=DAOM 197198, 7511 nucleotides. RefSeq lists its product as uncharacterized. Gene Ontology annotation, biological process: regulatory ncRNA-mediated heterochromatin formation. Gene Ontology annotation, cellular component: nucleus; nuclear RNA-directed RNA polymerase complex. Lineage: Eukaryota; Fungi; Glomeromycota; Glomeromycetes; Glomerales; Glomeraceae. The record is from RefSeq and is a predicted model, not a curated record. Gene Ontology annotation, molecular function: zinc ion binding; helicase activity.
UUUUUUUUUUUAAAAAAAAAAACUGCUUUCCAUGAUAAUAUCGGAUAACUCCAAAAACACAAUCAAUUUUCGUUAAUAAGCUUGUUAUUAUGGACAGAAUAUUAUUUGGUCCUAAUAAUGAUAACGGUGAUGGCGGUGGAUUAAAUUCCAAUAGAGGUGGUAGAGGAAAUAAUAGAGGCAACUCUGGUCGUGGAGGACGUGGUGGUGGAGGAGGACGUGGUGGACGUGGUGGUGGUGGAGGACGUGGUGGUGGUAGAGGACGUGGAAAUAAUAGACGAGGUGAUAAUAAUCGUAACAAUACACCACCUACACCACCUCCACCAAGAUUAACUAUUCCUCAAAUAAGACAAUCACAACAAGAAACCACUAUUGCAAAUUUUAGUUCAUCAGAAUUAUCAUAUAAAGGUAGUGAUAAAAUAAUUUUUAUUACUAAUGGGGAUCCUAUUAAACAUAUUUGGAAGAGAGUAUUAAAAAAGGAUGGUCCUUGGAAUCAAAAUGAUGUUAGAUUUUUUGUUAGUUCCGCUUUAGUAGCAACGGAUUCUAAAACCGGUUAUAAAGUAGAAGAAAUUGUAUCAGAAUUAGGUAAUCCUGAAAGUGGUCUUAGGAGAUUGAGAGAAAUUAUGAAUUUUCCAAUGUCAUGUGAUGCGGGUCUUAGAGAUGAUGUAUUAUCAUUCCAAUAUGUUAUAUUACCUUUAUUGGGUUUAUUGACUAGAACUGCGAUUACUGAUUGUAAUUUGGAAAAAUACGUUCAUGCCAUCUUUACGGCCGUUUAUACAAACCUUGAACAAUUUCUUUAUAAUAAUGUGAUGAAAAUGUUGGAGAUGUUGUUGGGGCGUAAUUCAGUUGUAGAUCGUGUAGUUAACGCUGAAGCAUUGCUAGCACGCGAACGUUACGCAUUUAUUCCAUCCUCUUUAGGAAUAUUUUUCUUAAUAAUCGUAAGACUUCUAACAGAAUUAUUACGUCGUAUCAAAGAAGCAUCCGUUAAUGAAACUAUGCAUAAAAUUUUCCACGAUUUACAACGAUUAAAAACUACUUAUCAACAAACAAUCAAUCAACAACGACUAUUUUUCAGUUCAACAGAUCCAUUAAUUGAUGAUUUAGAAACUAGAGAAUAUUUUUUCACUAUAUUAGAAAAAGAGAUGAAAACCAUGAAUAAAAUGUUAAAUAAUGGUCGUACCAAUUUAAUAUUUGAACAAAAUCCUGAUCCAAAAGAUUUAACUCGAUUAUAUUAUAAAGAAUUGGCUAGAAAAGUUGAUGCAAAAAGAAUUUAUGAUCCACCAGGAGAAUUAUCAAAAGAAGGUCAAAGGCAUGAUAAUGAUUUUGUUGAAAUUGAGAAAAUAUCAAUUAUUCCUACCAGAGAAGAAGUUUUAUGUGAACGAAAACCUUUUUUACCUUCUACACUUACUGAUUCAUUACACUUUUUACCUUAUGGUGUAAGUAGGUUACUUGAUACACAAUUUCGUCUUUUAAGAGAAGAUAUGUUAAAUCCUAUUCGCGGAGGUAUUUAUAAUUUCUUAAAUGCGUUAUUAAAAGAUUGGUCAUCACCUAACAAUAAUAGUAAACUAUCUGCGGAAUUAAAGAAAAUACAAGAAAGAGGAGGUAGAUUUAAAUAUAAUAAUGGAAUAAGUGAUAAUGGUGAUUUACAAGUAUAUACUCAUGUACAAUUCGUUAGAAUUAGUUGUAAUAAAAAGAAAGGAUUUUAUUGUACUGUAAGAUUCAACUCUCCAAGAUUUCGUAAUUCAGGGAAUCAAAGAGGUAGAAAAGAAUAUUGGGAAAAAACAAAAAAAUUAUUAACUGGUAGUUUAAUUGCUAUCUUACUACCAAAUCCAGAUUCUAAACAAACAAGACCUAAUAACGCUUUUAAUAAUAAUUAUGUUUCUAUAAGUAAAUCUGAUUUAUAUUCAAUAUAUUUUGGUGUUGUAGCAUUAAGAGACGAAAAUUCAUUAUCUAAUCAUGCAGAUUAUUGUGAUAUUGAUAUUUCUUUUAUCGAUCCAUCAAUUUAUCCUAUUGCAUUAAACGAAAUUUCAAGAUUUGAAGGAAUAAAUAGGAAUUCUUUAGAAAAAAGAUUUAUGGUAGAGUCAACUGGCGUUUAUUUCGAAUCUUAUUAUCAUAUACUUAAAACUCUUAAAGAAACUGAUCCUAAUGUUAUGCCCUUUGACAAAUAUUUGGCUCCUAAUCUUGACGAUUUUAAUAAUAAUGGUGAUGAAAAUGUUGAAGGAGGAUGGAGAAGAGAUAUUAAUAAUUUAACUGGUAGUAGUAGUAAAUCUAUCAUAGAUGUUAUGGUUGGAAAUCCUUUAUAUACUGUAGCGCCAGGGUUUCAAUUUGAUUUGUCUGUUUUAUUUAAAAAUGAACAAAGUGUGAAAUUGAGCGUUGCUGAAACAUUUUCACAUAAUGAAGUGGUAAAAGUUAUUGAAGAAAAAAGUAAAGUCGGUAAAUCAUCCAGUGGAGUUACUUACGGAUUGGACGAAACUCAAGCACAGGCGUUGAUAUAUGCUUUAACGCGUGAAAUUGCUUUAAUCGAAGGACCACCUGGUACUGGUAAAACUGUAGUCGGUAUUCAAAUAAUGAAAGUAUUAUUGGCAAAAGAAAAUCGUAAAACAGGAAUCGGUCCUAUUUUAACUAUUUGUUUUACAAAUCACGCUCUUGAUCAAUUCUUGGAGCAUUUACUUGAUGAAGGUAUAACGAAAAUAGUCAGAUUAGGUUCUCGGUCAAAAUCAGAUAGGGUCAGAGAACUUAGCUUAGAUAACAAAUUUUAUAGAAGCUCUUCUGAUGCAUCUCAUCAAUUAGCAAGAUCAUUAAGAGCAAUUGAAGAAGAAGUUAAAGAUAUGACAGAUACUAUAUUUAAAAGACAUUUAAAGUGGGAUGAUAUAAAAGCACAUUUGAAGGUUAAUGAAAGGAGAUUUUUUAAUAAAUUUAAUUAUGUAACUUAUAAUGAGUUACCUAAUUGGGUUUUGGGUAAUGGUUCUCAAAAAUCUGUUGAUGGUUUUGAAGUUGUUCGAAAAAAGAAAAAGAAAAAGUUACCAACAUUUGAAAGAUGGGUAAAGGGGGAAGAUAUUGCAGUAAUUAAUAAAAGAAAAUUGGAUUUUAUAGAACUAAGAAAUAAUAUUAAGAAAAUUAAUGCGAAAGGAUCAUAUCAUAAUACUUUUGAAGUAUUAGGCGAUAAUGGUGGUGAUGAAGAGAGUUCAAAUGAUGAUUUGCUAGUUGAUUACGUUGAUUACGAUACGAUAUAUUGGGUUGACAAGUAUGAAGAACCAAAAACAGAUCGUCCUAUAGAAGAAUUAUUAAAGAUUUAUUCAAUCUGGAAAAUGUCAAGAGUAGAAAGAAUAAGACUUCAUGAUCAUUGGCGUGCAAUAAUAUAUAAAAGAGUUGAAAAAAGACUAUCAGGUUUACAAAAAACGUAUGAUGUCAACCGCAAAGAAUUGGAUGAUAUUAAUGAUGAAGAGCGUCGUGAAAUAUUAUUAAAGAGUGAUGUUAUUGGUAUGACCACAAAUGGUGCAGCUAAAUUUCAAGAAUUAAUUAGAUCUGUUGAUCCUAAAGUUAUUGUUUGUGAAGAAGCUGGUGAGGUUUUGGAAGCUCAUAUUCUAAGUGCAUUAACUCCAUCAACUCAACAUUUGAUAUUAAUUGGAGAUCAUAAUCAACUUCGACCUAAUGUUGCGACUUAUACUCUUAGUAUGGAUUCACAAAUAGGAAAGAAUUAUCAAUUGGAUCAAUCAUUAUUCGAAAGAUUAGUUAAAGGUGAUAAUGCAGUUAAAAUCGAGAAAGCUCGACUCUUAACUCAGAGACGUAUGAGAAAAGAAGUUUCCGAUUUAAUUAGAAAUACACUUUAUUCAAAUUUGGUUGAUGGGGAUAAUACUGCAAGAUACGAGAAUAUACGUGGAGCUCAACAAAACGUAUAUUUUAUUGACCACAGGCAUCCAGAAGAUGGUUCCGGUGGCGAUUUUGCAAUACAGUCUCAUGCAAACAAGUAUGAAGUUAAAAUGGUAGUUGAGAUGGUAAAAUAUUUCGUUAGGAAUGGAUAUACUAAACAAGAUGAUAUAGCCGUACUUACUCCUUAUUUAGGACAAAUGAUGAAAAUUAGAGAAGCAUUAGCAAAAUCAUUUGUUGUUGUUGUUGAUGAAAGAGAUGAAGAGAAUAUUACUCAAUUGGAAGAAGAUCGAGAUGGUGAAGAAAAUGAUGAUAAAAAUAAUAAGAAUAUAAUUGAUGAAAGUGUGAGUGUAGCUUCAACAAAAUCAUUAAAUCAACAAGUUACUUUAAGGACUGUUGAUAAUUUUCAAGGUGAAGAAGCAACUAUAAUUAUUGUUUCAUUGGUUCGUAAUUUCUCCGGAACCGGUGGUCAUGAUACAAUUGGAUUUCUCAAAAGUACCAAUAGAAGUAAUGUUUUAUUGUCACGUGCUCGGGAAGGAAUGUACCUCAUCGGUAAUUCGGAAUUAAUGGCAUCAAGAUCUAAAGAUAUGUGGGAACCUGUAAUUAAAAUGUUACGUGAGCGUGAUCCACCACAAGUUGGUUUUGGUAUGCCAAUUGUAUGCAAUCGUCAUCCUAAUUACAAACAUAUUAUAACUGAACCUGAACAAUUUGAACAAGUUAGUCCUGAUGGUGGAUGUAAAGAACAAUGCGACAUGCUACUUCCUUGUGGACAUGCGUGUACUCAGAAAUGUCAUUCAGAUGAUCCUAAACACGUUGGAGUCCAAUGUUUUAAACGUUGCACAAGAUUACAAUCAGGAUGUAAUCAUCCGUGUCCAAAACUUUGUUAUGAAGAUUGUGGAAGGUGUGAAUUUUCCGUUGGAGAUAUUGUAUUGCUUUGUGAUCAUGAAUUUAAAAAUGCUAGAUGUUGGCAAGAGAAAAAUAAAGAAAAAAUUAAAUGUAAACAUCUAAUUGAUAUUACAUUGCCUUGUGAUCAUAUAUUAAAAGAUGCUGAAUGUUGGCGAGAGGAAAAUAAAGAAAGUAUCAGGUGCACUCAUCAUAUUGAUAUUAUAUUACCUAAUUGUGGUCAUAUAUUACGCGAUGAAUGCUGUAAAGAACAAACUAAAGAGACACUCAAAUGUGAAUUUCCUAUGGGGGAUAUUAUAUUAGAUUGUGGUCACAUAAAACGUAACGUUGAAUGUUGGCAAAAUCAAAUGGGACUUAUUUGUACGGAAGUAGUUACAGUAAAAUUACCAUCUUGUGGACACAACAAAGUCAUGAAUUGCAAUGCAUCAGUCGAUUAUGCUAAAUGUAAAGAGAAGUGCGGAAAACAAUUAGCAUGUGAUCAUGAAUGUUUAAAUGAAUGCCAUGAAUGUCAAGAACUUUCUUCACAAAUAAGUGGAGAUACAAACGUCCCUAUUGAACGCGUAUUUCAUGGAAAAUGUAAAGUAUUAUGUAACAAGCUAUUAUUUUGUGGGCAUUCAUGUAGACAAUAUUGCCAUAAAGGAGAAUGUUCACCUUGUAAGAAUAGAUGUUCAAUAUCAUGUGAGCAUACAAGAUGCAAUAGAAAUUGUCUAGAUCCUUGUGCUUUAUGCGCAGAAAAAUGUUCUUGGGAAUGUAGACACCAAGGAAGAUGUGAGUUAAGUUGUGGAAUCCCUUGUUCUAGAUUACCCUGUAAUGAAAGAUGUGGUAAAGCAUUGAAAUGUGGACAUAAAUGUGCUGGAGUUUGUGGUGAGGUAUGCCCUUCAAAAAUCGAUUUUUGUGUUGUAUGUGCCCCUGAAAAAGUUAAAAAUCAAGUAUCAGACACGAUUAGCGAUAUCAUUUUUAGUGAGAUAGAUUGGAAUCAAGAAAGAAUGAUUGUUCUUUCUUGUGGUCAUGUAUUUACCAUGAAAAGUAUGGAUGCGUUGAUGGAAAUGAAGAAUUAUUACGAAGGUUCAAAUGAAGGAGGAUGGAUAUCACUUAAAGAACUUCCAACUCCAUCAACGGAUAUAAAAACGUGUCCGGAAUGUAAUUCACCAAUUAAAAAUAUAAAGAGAUACGGAAGAGUAAUUAAAAAACACACAUUAGACACACAAAACAAAAAAUUCUUAUUAAAAUAUCAUUUCCAAUUAGAAGGAAUUAGAAAACAAAUUAAUUCGGUCUUUGAAAAAUUGGGAAAAAAUAGAAGACAGUUAAAGAAGGAUUUAAUUGAGAUUCUUGAAUCUGAAUCAAUACAAAAAGGAGAGGUAACAUUUAAAGAAUGUAAAAAUAGAGGACUACCUGAAAUUACUCCUUAUUAUUAUUUUGAAAAUAUUGAAGUAUAUCAUGGAUUUGAUGAGAAUACUGAACAAGUUUGGAUUAAUCACGUUAGAAAAUUAUUAAAACGUUAUGAUGAGUUAACAUUUAUUAUUCGUGCCACGAAAUUUCCUCCUCAUAAAAAAGCUUUGGAAGCUUCUAUAACUAAUUUAAACGCAAAUAACGCAGAUCUCGAAGAACAAUUAAUUACACAAUUAUCAGAUCUUCAUAUUGGGGGUCCCUCCUCAAAUUCAAAUUCAAAUUCAAAUUCUACCCCUCCUGAAUAUUUACAAUUUACUUCGCAAGUAGAUCGUAAAAUUUAUUUAGAUGCAGUUUUCGAAAUGAUCAAUGUACAAAAAAUUCUAUAUGGUGAAAUUUUAUUCAUAAUUCAUACAUUCGAAUCUGAAUUUAAUAUUAGAGAAGAAAUAUGGAUUACUUUUGCUCAAAGACUACAACAAACUAUUCAACAACAUCUUUAUGCAAUAAGAGAAGCUGCAGAAUUGGCUAAUUACGGUAGAUACUUUCUUUUAGUUAAUGUAGAAAUAUUAGAACUUGAUCUUAAAAUGAUUGCGUAUCAAUUAAGAUAUCAACAAAAUGAUACCCUUAUUGAUAAUGCAACUCAAAAGAGAACUAAGAAAAAAUGUGAGGGUAUUAAGGAAAGAACCGUAGAAGUAUGUAAAAAUUAUAGAGCCAAUGAUAAUAAUGAAAUCGAAGGAAGAGCAUUUAAGAGUGAUAUUUAUAAAAGAUUAGAAAUUUUAUGGGAAAAUUGUGAUAAAGUUAUAAAUUGCGUUGAAAAUUCGAGCACAAGUGUUGAUAGUUUUUUAGGAACUGAAGAAUUAUCAGAAAUGAAAAGAAUUGAUCAAAUUACGAGACUUAAACUUAAUAAAUCAGGUCAUUGGUAUGAAUGUUCCAAAGGUCAUCCGUAUAUAAUUGAAGAAUUUAAUGAAGCUACUGGUUGUCCUGAUUGUAAUAUGUUUGUCAUCAAUUAACUGAAUAGGUUCAGAAUUUGUCUUAUAUAUAGAUUCUUAAGUGUUAGUAUUAAAUGUAUAACGAAAAAAUAUUUAUUAUAAAUUUUGGAUUUUAGUAAUAAAGAAAUCUUUCCGUAACGUAAAUAAUAUAAAUUUGUUUGCACUUAUUUAUCAAAAAUGAGAUUUAUCCCCAAUUUCUUGAGCAGUUCACUGUAAUUAUGCAUAAUAAUGAUUAUUGUGAGCGAUUGAUUAAUUCAUGGUGGUGAAUUAACUCAUGGUAAUUUGACAAUACAUCGUAUAAUGCCGAAAUAUAUACACCAGACCUGAUAUAAAAUAUAAAAUAACACAUGCCGAAUUGCCGUAAUGCCG